Momordica charantia (bitter melon) is the source of this 1545-nucleotide messenger RNA. RefSeq names its product lysM domain receptor-like kinase 3. Gene Ontology annotation, biological process: protein phosphorylation. Lineage: Eukaryota; Viridiplantae; Streptophyta; Magnoliopsida; Cucurbitales; Cucurbitaceae. Gene Ontology annotation, molecular function: ATP binding; protein kinase activity. The record is from RefSeq and is a predicted model, not a curated record.
UUGUGUUUUAUUUUAAUGGGAUAAUUAUAAUAGUGUGAGUUGACAUAAGUAUAUUUAUUACAUAUAUUAAAAAUAAACCUAAAGUCUACUACAUAUCUAAUCUAGAAUCUAGACAUAUCUAAGAAAAGCAAGGAAAGACAUUAAACAAAGUGAUGGAUGGCGUGAUGUUCCAUCCGUUCCUACAUCAAAAUCUCCAUCGUCUUCCCCAUUCCUCAACCAAAAUGGCGCUGGAUGUUGCAGAGCUUCACUUACCCCCUCCCACUCCCCUCUCUCCAUCCCCACAAUCUACAGCUUCAACUACUGAUUCUGCUUUGAGUUGGGCCUCAUUUUCCACCCUUCACGAAUCUCUUCCCGAAUCCCCUCGCAUCUACGAUUUCUCCCAAAUUAACGCCGCCACGAACAAUUUCCUCAACAAGCAAUACUCUGCCGCCUCUUCCACGCCUUCCUGGCGGUGCACGCUCCACGGCAAGGAUGUCCUGAUCUUCCAGCGCAAGUUCCAGCGCCAAAUCGAGCUCCAAGAUUUGAAACAUCGCUUCCACAAGAUUUCUCGAAGCCACCACAUGAGUAUAAUCAAACUCCUCGGCGCUUCCUUCUCAGGGGAAUAUCUCUACCUGGUUUACGAUUUCGUCAACGGAGCAAGCCUCGCCGAUUGUUUGAGGAACUCUCGAAGCCCUAAUUUCACUGUUCUAUCCACUUGGAUUUCCAGGAUGCAAGUUGCUACAGAUCUGGCGCACGGCCUCGAUUACAUCCACAAUAAAUCAGGGCUAAACAUGAGCCUCACGCAUAAUCACAUAAAGAGCAGCAGUAUUGUAGUAACAGAGCCUUCGUUUAACGCCAGGAUUUGUCACUUUGGCGCAGCGCAACUCUGCAAUGAGGAUGAUUGGAACAAUAUAGAAGGUGAAAAACCUUCGGAUUCGAGGAUGAAGGCAGAGUUGAAAGAUAAACGAUUGCAGAAAUUGAAAAGUGGGAAAUUACAGAUAAAGGGGGCUAGAGGAUACAUGGCACCAGAGUAUAAAUCCACCGGCGUCGCGACGCCGAUGACCGACGUGUACGCAUUCGGUGUGGUGAUAUUAGAGCUAUUGUCUGGAGAGGAGCCUCUGAAGUUCGAAUUCGAUAAAAUUGAAGGCAAUUUCGUUAGGGUUUCGUUGAUCGAGAGCGCCAUGGCAGUGAUCGAAGGUGACGAUGAUGAGGAGUCACGGUCACGGGCGGGUAAAAUUAGCAGCGCCUUUGGCGUGGAAGGGAGGUUGAGGAGGUGGGUUGACCACAGGCUAAACGAUUCGUUUCCGGUACACGUGGCAGAGAAGGUUGCGCGAUUGGCUAUUCAAUGUGUCCACGUGGACCCGUGUAAACGGCCUAAUAUGGCUCGCGUGGCAAGCAAAAUUUCCAAGUUGUAUUUAGAAUCAAGAAUUUGGUCAGAUAGUGUGGCAAUCCCUGCCAACGUGUCAGCCUCCCUACUAGCUCCUCGCUGAACCAACUUAGUACUGUUGAUGUAAGUGUAACUAUCUAUAUUAAAUAUAAUCAAAUCAUUUCACGUUUAUCGCCAAA